UAACCAAGACAGAUUGAAAUUGUAAACUAUGAAGUGUCUGUGAUUGAAAAUUUAAUUUUAUAUUUUUUUACGCAAAUUAUUACAAGUUCUUAAUAAAAUAACUAUUACAUUUAGGUUGAGUACUAUUAGUGCUUAUUCUAAAUAUUCUUUUAUUUAUACAAUAAAUAUGACGCGAAACAUGUAAAUGUAUGAUAGUUACUUUUUAUUAUUUUCCACAAAUGAAGUGUAACGUACGUGAACUUGCUCAUAUGAGCGAUCAGCCUUGUGUUAUUGAAGGAAGAUUAAACUAUAAAAAGAUUUCGAAUGGAGGAUAUCGUAAUCAAGCAGUGUUUAAAGAAAGAUGGUUUCGUCUCAUCAACAACUAUUUAUUUUAUUUUAAAAUAAGUGAAAUGGGUAAAUUUGAUACAAAACACCCAGCGGGUAUGUUUGUCAUGGAAAACUCUUCGAUUCAGAUGGAACAUGGGCAAAAUAUACCCUUUUCUUUUUCUAUAUCCUUUAUAGACGAACCAGAGAAGCGUCACUUGUUUGCAGCUCGAGCUGAAGAUAAUGUAGUGCAGUGGGUUGUGAAGUUAAGAGAAUGCUCUUAUGAAUACUUAAGAAACCAGCUCCAUACAUUGCAAUCAAAAAUUUUCUCUAUUACUGGCAAAGAUCCAUUACUGCUAGUUCCAAGGAAUGAAGGCGCUUGCCUUUGGGCUCCCUCCGUGCCUUUCUCUACAGCGGCCGCCUGUACUGUCAACACCAGCUCCUUCAGCUGCCACCUCCACACUAAUGGGUUUACUCUAGAACGAAGCAAAUCAGAUGUACAAACUAAUCGCCACUUUCGCAAAGAGUCUAAAAAAGCUACAUUCUUCACUGACGACAAAAAUACUGCUCCCGAAAAAGUUGCGUCAAGUAACAACUUCGCUCUAGAGCGAAGUAAGACGUCGGCUUUAUUUUCUGCUAGUUCAAAUCACGUAGAUCCGUCAAUAUUUGACAACCGUCCAGCAUUUUCCCGCGCAGCACCGAGUCCGCCCGUUAGAAAGAAAUCGUCGCCGAUGAGUGUGCGAUAUGACUCGGAUCAUGUCGGCAAAAUGAUAACAGAGCAAAGCAAAUUCCUGGGUACCACCGGUAUCUUAGACGAAGCUCCUGUACCCCCUCGACGUAAAGUAUCGCCAAAAAAUCUAGAAGUACCCAAUACAGAAGACAAGCGACCUCAAACAUCUGGUGAAGAUCUCAUCAAAUUUUAGCCGCCUAUAAGUAGUGUUUGUUUAUCCCACCUUGUAAAAAAAAUAUAUUUUCAUAUUGUUAUUAUUAUAUCACUGCUGUAAUAGUAAAUAUUUUGUAAUUCUUCAAUGGUAAAAUUUUUGCCAUUCAUUUACAUAAUGAACAACGAGGGAAUAAGAUUUCACAACCUAGUAAAAAGUUUUGAUUUUGACUGUGCAGUCAUAGCAAAGCAAAAGGUAGAAUUUUGAAGUCUCUUUAUACUGCCCUGCCAAAAUAUUUGCAUUAAGUGACGUAAUUUAUUUUUUUUAUUUUCUAUUUCCUGGAAAUCCUGUUAUGGCUGUUUAGUUAGGUGAUUAUUGAAAUCUUGCCCUCUUUACUUGUUUUUAUUUGAUUGAUAAUAAAUUUAGUUAUAAAUGUUUACCACUUCAUUAUAUUGUAAAGUGAAGAUAAACAGAAACAAAAAGAACGAAACAGCCAGGGCGUGUGUUUAACCUGAUAAUGUGCAUCACAGAUUAAGAAAAAAGAUAUGAAUAUUUAGAGCGGCAAUUACGCAAUAUUCAAUAGUAUGGUGUUUCUAGUUAAUUUUAACUUUAUCUGGGAAUUUCGGAAAAUACUUUCUUAGUGUAUCCCUAGCCCAUAUAUGGCAAAUUUCAAGUCUAGAAACUUGAAAUUAUUUUGUUUGUUGUUGUUCUUGUCUGUCAAUCAGUCACUAAUUAACAGCAGAGUUUUAUACAUACUAGUUCGUAAACCAUUCAAUUAAAUUCCAAAGUUAUAAAAUAUUUCUUGUGUGGUCGUUAAAGUUUUCCUAUUUUCCUUAUCUUAGAGAUAGAGUUGCCGUUUACGUAAUGACCGGACAGACCUGCGACUAGCCUAACAUUUAGGUUAAAAGUAUUAAAUUUUGUUUUUGGAGAUAUAAUAUAAUGGGUACCUACAUAUUUCAGAACUUUGGUCACCUAUUACUGAAUUGGCUUAUUGGCUUUUGUGUGAACUGUUAUCCCUCGUGAGUCUCGAUCCUACGAUAUAAAAAGAAUAACAAAAACUGGAUAGACCGGACAUUUUGGGCAGGCAGGUAACCCCGAGAGCCAGUUUUCAUACUAAUAAACAUUUGACUCAGCAAAUUUUCCCUAAACCAAAAAUGCUGUAGGUUUUAGGUGCACAAAAAUAUUUGAAUGAUAACUUUCAUAAAUAACAAGAUCGCCACUUUCUAGGGCGCCACACCUAUGUAGCAUAAAAAUAAACACUUGAAAAAUGUAUUCUUCUACUACCAACAUUAUAUUAUUGUGCGAAGAUUUAAAUAAUUUGUGAUAUUUCGAGUUCUGUCUCUAUAACGCUUUUGUAUUUUGUAAUAACUAAUAGAAGUCCCAUCGUUUUAACAUUUUCUAUGUUACUUUGUGAUUUAAUCUUGUGGGGCUAUUGCCGAACAAUAAUGUGCGCAGAUAGAGCAAAUAAAAGUACGUAUCUUCUUUUUAUUUUUUAAAAGAUAAUAAUUUAAUGAAAUUAAGUUGUAAACUGUUAGUACUUGUUAUUUAUAACUGUCUAUUAUAAUACUAAAUGCGCAAGAAAUGUCAAAAAAUAAUUCUUGUGGAAAAACCUCAAAGCUUUUCUAUUUUGGAAGAACGUAUUACAAUUAUUGUUCUAUUUUAAUAAUUUUAAUGCGCAUAUAUGACAUUGUGUGUACUGUGUGAAUAUUGAAAUUUGAUGUUCUUUAUUCUCUCCUUUAGCUUAUACAUAGAUAUAUUUUUGCUUUUUCAUAAAUAGUCUUACUAAAUUGACAGUAAUUUAAGGAAGUAUUAUAUUAUGAUUUUGAGAUUAUUCAAUUAAAUGACACAUUAAUUGCUUUUAUAUGUAGGUAAUCUAGUCAAAGCUUGAAUAUAACAAUGACAUUAACCUGAGCAUAUUACUGUUCAACAUAUUUAUGAGUGUAUAUUUUCAAUUUAACUUUACAAAAUAAAUGUGAAAUGAAAACUACAACUAUUAAAACUUUGUAAGAUUCAGUCUGAAAUAGAUGUAUCUAUUAAAAAUACAACUUGUAUCAUUUCGUAAACAAACAAGUGUAUAUCAAUCAAAUUCCAAUAAAUAUGAAGAAAACAAAAUAGAGCGUGCUAAUUGGAUGGAAUGUUAAAUCUGUUUGUUCUUAUUUCUUCAUAUGCACUAUUAAAACUUGCGGAACAGAGUCGUAUACCUAUUGAUUCAAAAACAUAAAUUUUGUCUAUCAUUAUGGACACGCGUGUAAUCAUUAUAUAGUAUAAAGCUAAGUCGCUUCCCUCGCCUGUAUGUAUGCUUAUAUCUUUAUAACUACACAACGGAUUUUGAUGCGGUCUUUUUUUAAGAAAUAGAGUGAUUCAGAAGGAAGGUUUAUAUGUAUAAUAACAUGCUUAAUAUAUUAAAGAACCACUGAUAAUUUUAAGAUUACUAAAUGAACUCAUUUUUGUGCACUUGCAUUGCAAACGCUAUAGAUCAAAAUAAUGCACUAAAUUAUAAAGUAUACUUGAAAAAGGUCUACAAAAAAUUCGCGAUUGUAUAUGUUUAUCUCUUAGGGAUAACCCACAAUAAUCAAUUUUUUUUUACUUUUAACGAGAUAAAAUGGCUUAUUUACGAAGCGAUUAUAAGCAAUACAGCAUAAAUCCUUGUCUUAUUAAUUACCUUAAGUAUAUUUUGCUUUAAAAUGGAAUAAUAUUGCCCCUUACAGCAUGUAAUUUAAAUGAAUAUUUUUGAAGAUGAGGCAGAUUUAAAAAGUAAAGACAUCGCGGUUGUGGUGGAUCCAGCCAGCCGGUUCAAAUGACCUCUUUCAAGAGUUAGCAUAUCGUUGAGCGUGGUUUCAUGCCUACAUUUAAAAUUCAAGGGCAAGUGGAGAAUACAAAGACGUUCUGUAAUAUAUUUUAGUAUCAGCUUUGCACCCGUGCGAAGCUAGGGCGGAUCGCUAGUGUUUCGAAAUAAAAAGGGAAGAAAGCAAAGUGAGGAUACCUACAGAUAAGUAAAAAGGCAACUAUUUUCAAUCAUGUAUUUCUGUAUAUUAGUAACGUUAUAAAUAAGCAUAACAAAUUUUCAUUAAAUUAUUAACAGACAAUAUGUUAUUGAUAGAUCGUUUUACAAUAAACACAGUUAACAUAACUGCGCCAUUGCGAGUAAUACGUUACUAUUCGAGGCACUUACUAACUAUACCUAAGAUCUCGAAAUUAAAAAUUAUAAUGUUCUUUGUAGUUAAGUAAAACAGAUACUCUCACUACCAAUCGCGUCUGGUAUUUGUUUCGCACUAAUUUUUGUUGUUUAUCCAUUAUAUACAGGAGUUAAUAAAAGGUAUUUGCUUAUAGGACCGGCUA
Messenger RNA from Amyelois transitella, 4523 nucleotides. RefSeq lists its product as uncharacterized. Gene Ontology annotation, cellular component: early endosome; recycling endosome; trans-Golgi network. Bases 189 to 1226 code for a protein of 345 amino acids. NCBI's taxonomy places the organism in Eukaryota, Metazoa, Arthropoda, Insecta, Lepidoptera, Pyralidae. Gene Ontology annotation, biological process: retrograde transport, endosome to Golgi; endosome organization; receptor recycling. The transcript is spliced from 4 exons. The record is from RefSeq and is a predicted model, not a curated record.